AUGAAUCCGCCUGAAGAGAACACUGACGAUGGAGGCACCCUCACAGCUGGAUCGACCGAUGAGCCGUUCCGUUUACGGCCAUACCAGGCUGAAAUGGUCGAAGAGAGCCUAAAGUCGAACAUCAUCGUCGUCAUGGAUACUGGCAGCGGGAAGACGCACAUUGCUAUCGACCGCACAAGAGCGGAACUGGAGACUUGCCAGCCUGACCAGCUGGUAUGGUUUCUUGCACCUACAGUCACUCUAUGCGAACAGCAGUAUGAAGUCUUCCGAUCCAACUUGCCUGCUUAUGGCAUUCAGCUACUUUGUGGAAAGGACGGCAUCGAUCAUUGGACCGAGCAGAGUAUUUGGGACGCAGUGCUGCACGGCGUUCGCAUCGUUUUAUCAACGCAUCAGGUGCUACUGGAUGCUCUCACCCAUGGUUUCGUCAAAAUGGGAAAGCUAGCUCUACUCAUAUUCGAUGAGGCGCAUCACUGUACUCUGAAGCAUCCUGCUCGCCUCAUCAUGUCCGAAUUCUACACUAAUCGAGUAGAAGGCGGUUGCAGUUCGCUACCCAAAGUUCUAGGCUUGAGUGCAAGCCCGGUAAAGACGGCAAGAGCAACUGUGCAAGAUCUUCAGCAAAUUGAGCAAAAUCUGCACGCCACUGCUAAAACACCAAAGGUCCAUCGAUCAGACCUUAUUCGAUACGUUCACAAACCCGAACUUGUUCAGGUUAGCUACCGCGCCGAACCACUGAACGAAACACGCUCCCAUUUACUCCUUGCACUCGAGAGCGCAUUUGCUAACUAUGAUCUCAUGACCGACCCAUAUGUUGUGGACCUGUUAGCAAAACAACAUGACGGGUACGACACCUCUAAACAACUGCAGAAGACUCUUAUAAGUCGAAAGACGUAUUGUAGUGAUCAACUGAGAACCCUUAUUUCCAAAGCGAAAAAUAUGGCACAAGAACUAGGGAUAUCGGCUAUGGAAUGGUAUCUGCAUCAGUGCAUGACACAAUUUGAGGCAAUGGUCCACGCCUCCGAUCAGCAACUGUUCGACUCGUCUGUGGAUGAAAAGCGACACCUCCUAAAUAUCCUCGAACGGCUUCCAUUCUCUAGCUUUACGCUUGCUCCACCGAUGUCUUUAGACAAUAUCUCACAGAAAGUGUCGAGACUUGUUGACAUAUUGGCUGCCGAAGCCCAUAAUAAUUCAGGAUUCACGGGUCUUGUUUUCGUCGAGCAGCGCGUGUGGGUAGCUGCCCUUGCCGAGAUUCUUUGUGUUCACCCACGGACGAGAGAACUGUUCCAGGUUGGUUCUUUCAUCGGAACUUCACAAUCCGGCAAACGCAAAGCAAGCAUUGCCAGUUUUCCUGAGCCCAAAAAUCAACAAACCACUCUCGAGGACUUCCGCGCGGGCAGAACGAACUUGAUCCUUACAACGAGUGUACUCGAGGAAGGCAUUGAUGUGUCCAGUUGCCAUCUAGUCAUCUGCUUCGAGCCGCCCAAGAACCUGAAAAGUUUUGUACAGCGACGCGGUAGAGCGAGAAAACAGGAAUCAAAGUAUUUCAUUUUCACCUCUGAUACUGGGAGUGUACCAUCAUCCGGGUCGUGGCAGUCGCUGGAAGCAGAAAUGAAAGCGACAUACGAGAACGACAUGCGAAAUUUCGAGCAGGCAGAAAAGGACAAGCGACAAUACGAAGAUGGGGAACGCUUUUUCGAGGUCCCUAGUACUGGUGCACUGCUGACGCUCGACAACGCUUUUCAGCAUCUCAACCAUUUCUGCGCUUCACUGGGGUCGGGGGCGUUCGUUAAUACAGCUCCGCAAUUUGAAUUUCUGGACGAGCAACUUGGUCAAACCACCGCAAGAGUCAUACUUCCCACCUCGAUCGAUUCUACAGUUAGGUCUGCCCAGAGCUUAAAGAGCUGGAGAACAGAACGAAUGGCCAUUAGGGAUGCAGCAUUUGAGGCAUACAAAGCCUUGUAUCUUGCUGGCCUAGUGAAUGACAAUCUGCUUCCUGCGCGACAUCAAGCGAAUGAACAGGCUGCACAAUCUGGCCUUUCAGAUCCCAGGCCGUCCGUGGUAGCGGUGUCGCCAACCUUCGAUCCUUGGCCAUCAAUUGCUCGAUGCCAGCAGAAUAAUCCUCACGUGUGGCAUCGUACCCUGCUUGAGGUGCGCCCAUCCGAAGAAGAGCCAAUGCGUAUGAUACUACUGACGCCAGGUCUUAUACCCUCAAUCCCAGAGAUCCUGCUAUAUUGGAACGAGACAAAGCGGUAUAUGGUGAAGAGCUCAUCGCUGCCUGACAUAACUUUAACUGACUCUGAAAUCCGAUUACUGCGCUCGAUCACCUGGAAGGUCCUUCAGUCCGUACUCUAUAUGGAGAACGACACAUACGAUUUCUUGUGGUUACUUGCACCAUGCAACCCAACAGGCCGCACCUUGAGUAGCAAUGCACUUUCUAACUGGCAUAAUUCAACCGAAGGUGAACAGUCAGCCCUAGAGCUUACGAUAGGAGGCUGUAAUGUUCCAGCAGACUGGGGCCUCGUGACACAUCAAGGUCGGAAAUACAUAUUGAAAACUCUCAAUGUAUCUCGGCCUCAAUACACGUCAGCUGUAGAAGAAACUCAACUCCAGGCAAUCCGGUUACCCAAACGACGAGACUUCCUUCAUCCAGUGCCAGACAACGAGCGCGAGAACGAGGCAUACACGAGAAGCGAGAACCUUUCAGCUUCUGAAUGCAUCGUGGGGAAGCUUCCUGCUUCUUACUCUAUCUUUGCGCUUCUGUUUCCCUCAAUAUUGCACAGAUUCGAGGUACACAUGAUCGCAGAGGCAGCCAGAACAACACUGCUAAAGCCUAUAUCGUUCAGAUCGGCAGACUUGCCAAUCAUUGUCACUGCACUUACUUCGUCUGCAACCGGCGAAGAAGACAACUAUGAAAGACUCGAGUUCCUUGGAGAUACCAUUUUGAAGUUCAUUGCCUCAGUGCACCUAAUGGCAGACAACCUUACUUGGCCAGAAAGCUUCCUUACCGGAAAGAAAAGCAAAAUCGUUAGCAAUGCGUUCCUGGCCCGAGCAGCGUUGGCUUCUGGUCUUGACCAAUUCAUCAUCACUAAACGCUUUACCGGGGCAAAGUGGAGGGCCAAAUGUAUUAACCAGGUUCUAACUGACAGCAGGUCUCCGUCAAAGGAAGAAAAGUCCUCAAAACUGGUUGCCGAUGUAGUUGAAUCGCUCAUCGGUGCUUCGUAUGUGGUCGGUGGCCUUCCCAAGGCAUUCGCUUGCAUCCAAACAUUGUUACCGCUGGAAGAUUGGAUACCCAUUCCGGAAGCCGAUCAAGCACUCUACGAAGCGGCCCCUACCCAAGACACGAUAAAUAGCUUAGCCAUCGUAGAGAGUCUGGUAGGAUACAAAUUUACGAAGAAGGCAUUACUCUUCGAUGCCCUUACCCAUGCAUCGUACACUGGGCCCGCUGCACAUUGCUCCUACGAACGAUUAGAAUUCCUGGGCGAUGCUGUCCUCGACUACAUCGUCACGAAGAGGCUCUUCGAGUCGAAACUCUCGCAUCACACAAUGCAUCUUAUAAGAUCGGCGAUAGUCACUGGCUCUUUCCUUACCUACAGUAUGUUCGAAACGACAGUACAAGACGAGACCACCAACAAGUCGACUAUGCAACCAGAGGUACACCAUCGAGCUCUAUGGCAGUUCCUUAGAUCCGGAAAUCAACAACUCGUUGCCGCGAGAGACAUCGCUCUGAAUCACCACAUGAAUGCCAGAGAGCAGAUAGUUGCAGCACUAGAGCAUGAUGCAACAUUUCCAUGGCAUCUCCUCGCUCUCAUCGAUGCGCCAAAGUUCCUCUCUGAUAUCGUAGAGAGCGUCAUAGGCGCCAUAUACGUGGAUUCUCAUGGCAGUAUUCCUGCCUGCGAAGUGUUUGUCCGCCGGCUGGGUAUUGUCGACUGCGUCGACCGUAUCGUGCGUGAUCAAGUUGACGUCACACACCCAAAGGUGCGCUUGGGCAUUCUUGCCGUGGAGAAGAACGUUAAAUACGUUCAGGUCAAGCACGAUCAAGGUGACGAUGUGAGCAUGAACAAGAUGUAUCGGUGCCAAAUCAUAGUAGGGGGGGAGAGCGUCGGGGGUAUAGUCGAGGGACUGAAGAGGUGGAGCGCUGAGACAAUCGCUGCCUGGAAGGCGGUCGGGAUACUCGAGAGGGGGGUAGAUGCCGUGAUGGAGGAUAGUGAAGAGGAUGACGUGUUUUUCGAUUCCGAAGAAGGCGGCGGUGUCAUGGUGGAAGACUAG
Cucurbitaria berberidis CBS 394.84 is the source of this 4263-nucleotide messenger RNA. RefSeq names its product P-loop containing nucleoside triphosphate hydrolase protein. Gene Ontology annotation, molecular function: RNA binding; ribonuclease III activity; ATP binding. The record is from RefSeq and is a predicted model, not a curated record. Lineage: Eukaryota; Fungi; Ascomycota; Dothideomycetes; Pleosporales; Cucurbitariaceae. Gene Ontology annotation, biological process: siRNA processing. Gene Ontology annotation, cellular component: RISC complex; cytoplasm; nucleus. The transcript is spliced from 7 exons. Bases 1 to 4263 code for a protein of 1420 amino acids.